Messenger RNA from Cucumis sativus (cucumber), 2008 nucleotides. Its product is annotated as protein EARLY-RESPONSIVE TO DEHYDRATION 7, chloroplastic. NCBI's taxonomy places the organism in Eukaryota, Viridiplantae, Streptophyta, Magnoliopsida, Cucurbitales, Cucurbitaceae. The record is from RefSeq and is a predicted model, not a curated record. Gene Ontology annotation, cellular component: plasma membrane. The coding region runs from base 311 to 1717 and encodes 468 amino acids. The transcript has 4 exons.
AAAGGGGGUGGCGGGUAAAGCUGUUAGUUUCUCAACAAUGGCGACGGAGCUUUGAGAGCUAAAACAAAUUAGAUUCGACAUUGUCCUUUCCUAUCAUAAUAAUUAGUCAACAAAAGUUUGGUCUUUCCUUCUCACGAUCGAGACGCGGGUAAAAGGAAAAGCUAUCUCGAUUACAGUUGAAAUGGAGCCCUCAAUUUCAUACAUGUGAUCGCAUUGGAAUUCGUUUUGACCCCUUUUUCUUGUUCUUCCGAAUUUCCCCUAUUUUCCUCUCCCCAUCCCUCCCAAAUUCCUGUUUUUCCCCUUGAGAUCAAUGGAUUCACAAAACCCAUAUCGCAAUUCCCUUUACCCUCAAGUCAUUCAUUCAAAUCCCGACGCCCCUUUAUCUUCCUUUGCCAAUCCGAUCCCACCUUCGACUUCCAAUCUUUACCCCACUCUUGAUAUGAAGGAUAUGGUGGAGAAUCUGUUUCCUGACGAUGUGGGUUUUCUUCAUCCUCCUUCGGCCCCAGCUCCGCCUUCCGCUUCGGCUCCUCCUCUCGCGGUGGAAGAGGUUCUUAUUAGAAUCCCAGGCGCCAUUCUUAACCUAAUUGAUAAAGAGUAUAGUGUUGAGCUUGCUUGUGGAGAUUUGACCAUUGUCCACAUUCGCCAAGGAGAGAGCGUUGUUGCGGUGUUUGCGCGUGUUGCUGAUGAUAUUCAAUGGCCAUUAGCGAAGGAUUUAGCUGCUGUGAAACUUGAUGGUUCGCAUUACUUCUUCUCUUUUCAAGCUCCUAAGGAACGUGAUUCGGAUUCUGAUUCGAGUGAUGACGAAGAUAAGAAGAAGAAGAAGAAGAAGAGUGGGUCGGAUGAUUAUUUGAGCUAUGGGUUAACGAUUGUUUCCAAAGGUCAAGAGGGAUUGUUGAAGGAACUGGAUGGGAUUUUACAGAAUUAUAGUAGUUUUACAUUGCAGAAGGUAUCGGAGAGUGCCAAGAAAGUGGAGGUUCUGGAUGAGUCUUUGGCAAAAGAGAUGUCGCCGGCGGAUUUGAAGACAGAGAAGAAGAAAGAAGAGAUGGAAGGAAAAUGUGCAGCGUAUUGGACUACAUUGGCUCCUAAUGUGGAAGAUUACAAUGGACUGGCUGCUAAGUUGAUUGCGGCGGGAUCGGGGCAAUUGGUUAAAGGAGUUUUGUGGUGUGGUGAUGUGACUGUAGAAAGGUUGAAACAGGGGAAUGAGGCUAUGCAGAAGAGGCUGGACCCCUGUUCUAACACUGAGAUCAGCCCUGAAACCCUCAAGAGGAUUAGAAGGGUUAAGAGGGUUACAAAGAUGUCGGAGAAAGUAGCCAAUGGAGUGCUCUCUGGAGUGAUUAAAGUUUCUGGAUACUUUACAAGUUCAGUGGCUAAUUCAAAAGUUGGGAAGAAGUUUUUUGGAAUGCUUCCCGGGGAAAUUGUACUAGCUUCUCUUGAUGGAUUUGGCAAAGUUUUUGAUGCUGUUGAAGUUGCUGGAAAAAAUGUCAUGGCUACAUCUUCCACUGUAACAACUGAGCUUGUGACCAAAAGGUAUGGGGAGCAAGCUGCAAAUGCAACCAAUGAAGGCCUUGAUGCUGCUGGACACGCUGUUGGGACAGCAUGGGCUGCUUUGAAGAUUCGGAAAGCUCUGAAUCCGAAAAGUGCUCUCUCACCAAAAGCUUUAGCUAAAUCUGCUGUUAAAGCCGCAGCUGCAGAUGCAAAGGCUAAGAACUCCAAGUAAAUUGUUGGAAUUAUUUGUUAUUAACUAAUAUUAGGUAUGAGCUGCUGUAACAAAUUAAGUUGAGCUUAUUGAAAAUUCGAGCCACUCCAUCUUCAUGCCCACUUUUGCGUUUUCUAUUGAAAUCAUUGUUGGUGUAGAGUUCUUGUAUAUAAGUUACAUGGAUCCUGAAAAGAAUGAAAGAUUUGUUUCUGUUUUCUUUCUACAAUUAUUCUUUCCCCUCAUCAAGAGCCUAAAAACUGCAGAAACUUAGUCCCUCCCCUGAUAUAAGGCUGUAACCAAGUGUCUUCAGGA